AGCAGCUGCGCGAGAAGCUGGCCGCCGCCGAUGAGGAGAUCUACAAGCUGGAGGCCACGCGGGAGGAGCUGCGCAGCAGGUGCGACGUGGUGGAGAAGGACCUGCGGGAGACGCAGACCAAGAACGAGGAGCUCCAGCGCAUGGCGGACGAGACGCGCCGACUCCGGGAUGAGCUGGAGAUCCUGCGCGACCUGGCGUCCAAGGUGCCGCAGUACGAGGCCAAGCUGGACACCUACCAGAAGCGGCUGCAGGAGAUGGGCGACCUGCGUCGGCAGAUCAAGCUGCUCGAGGAGAAGAACACCGACUACAUGCAGCAGAACAUGGAGCUGGAGGAGGAGCUGAAGAAGUCGGGCAGCUACCGACCGCAGCUGGACCUCUACAAGAAACAAGUGGGCGAGCUGCACGACCAGCUGGCCGAGGAGACCAAGAAGCGCGACAAGGCCGAGUUCGACCUGCGCAAGCUGGCCGAGAAGAUGGCCGCCCUGCAGAGCGAGAAGGAGCGGCUGACGGAGGAGCGCGACAAGCUGCGCGAGGUCAACGACGAGCUGAAGCUGGCGCAGCUGCAGCUGAAAACGGCUGACUUGCCAUCAGAGUUCUUCUCAGGGGAGAAGCUGCUCCGGCUGCAGCACGAGAACCGGCAGCUGCGCGCCCGCGUGGACGGCGGUCGCCAGGACCAGGAGGAGGCGUACCGCGCGCUGCUGGACGACCUGCGCGCGCGCGAGACCUCGCUGAGGCUGAGAAACAGGACUCGCUCGGACUCGGGCUGCGGCUGCUCGUCACGGCGCACGACGCUGGACGCGGCGCGCCUGAUGGACAUCGAGUGUGGCUCGGGCACCACCACGAUAACGGGCGUGACGGAGCGCAGCGACAAGUACCUGGAGCGACGAGAGGACGAGCUGGACGAGGCGCAGCCGGCCAUGGCGCGUGGCGCUUCGCAGCAGCUUCCGCCGGCCCGCGGCGCUCGCGCUCGCGCUCCAAGUCGAAGAAAACGGCGCAGCAAGCUGAUGGACACGGUGACCCUGGUGGGCGCCACCUUCGCCAUGUUGCCGCUCCUAUCUCAGCUUCGCUUUCUCGCCGCCGGUCGGCACCACAGGCGGCUGAACCAGCGCAUCCUGGAGCUGCAGUCGCACCUGGAGGAGGGCGGCGGCUCGGAGCGCGCGGCCCCCUCCACCAGCCGCCUGUACUCGCUCGAGCAGGAGCUGCAGAACAAGACGAUGCAGAUCGGCGAGAUGGAGAUCCGGCUGGCCGAGCAGGCGGCUCGCACGCAGGAGCAGCAGGAGCAGCUGUCCCGCCGCGACGCCGAGAUGGCCGCCAUGGAGGAGCGCUACAAGAAGUACCUGGAGAAGGCCAAGUCGGUGAUCCGCUCGCUCGACCCGAAGACGGCCGGCUCGGCCAGCUCCCCUGACGUGUCCGUACUGCGUCAUCAGCUGGCCGAGAAGGACCGCCUGCUGGAGGUGAUGGAAAAGGAGAGCGAGAAGGCGAAGUCGAUCCGCGAGGCCGAGGAGCGGCUCAUCACCACCGCCUUCUACAACUUCGGCUCGCAGAUCCACCGCCAGGCGGUGGAGCAGCGUCUCUCGAACAUCAGCGGCGGCCAGUCGUCCUUUCUGGCCCGGCAGCGGCAGGCCAACACGCGCCGUCUCCACGGCAACAGCCUGCUUUUCACGGUGGACACCAGCGAGCUGUAGCAGCCUGCAUGCCACCCGCGCUGUAGAACUCCGGAUACCACCUGCGCUGUAGAACUCCGGCUAACCCAGCGGUCGCUGACCGGCCACCCUUACAGCUGCAUGCCUUGCACGCCGGCCUGCAUGGUGACGCGUCGCGCCAUCGCCAUCCCAACCCCGCAUGACUGCAACACCUGAGCAGCGAGCGCUGAUAGCCGGGUGCUGUCAUGACUCCCAGCGGCCGCGGUAGGGUUUGCGCCGUUGGACCGCCAGCAGGCGUCGUUCGAUAUCUGGCAUCGUGAGCAGCGUGACGUAGGGCCGCGCUCCGCCUGCCGCCUGUCGCCUGCGCCUGUGCCUGUCUGGCCGCGCUGGGCCCGGAAGGCGCCGCCUCACCGCCGCCUGUUGCCUUUGCAGCGAGUUUUACGACUACUAGCGCCACCUAUCGGGCUCGCCGGCUAUUGCCCGCGCGCCCGCGAGCUUCGUCGAACUCCCGGCCUCCGACCUUCCGCUGACCUUGAGCCUCCCACGCCGAAAAAGCGGCCGUGUUUUAAUCGGUUUUAGUUUUACGGUCCCAUGUCGGGCCACCGGGCGUUUGUUGCCGUCUUUAACACCGUUGGUUAGGUUUUAAUUCCAGUCCGAGGCGCGUUCGUUUUGUCCUCGGGCGUGCUCGUUGUUGGAGGCCGCCUGCGGACCGUCCCUUUCAGGCGGACCUUUGGGGGCCUCGAACAGUGCCUUGCCGGCCUGGUUCGCCUGGGCGUGUGGUCACCCAGAAGGAACGAUGGACUGAUGCGUGGUGACGAAAUGGCCGUGUUGCUUUCUGGAUGAUCACCAUUUGGUAUUGCACUUGCGCGUCUUAUCUGGUCGGUGCUGGUCUGAACACGUGGAUUGCCCUGCUGUUUAGGAGUGGAAAUGAUUCAGGUCGUGUAACAGACGACUCAUGCACCAUACGUGAUCGUGCUGUCGGGUGCGUGCAUGCCAGGUGAUUUUAUCGCACGCGUUGUAUGUGGAUCGCAUUAUCGCAGCUUUACCGCGGCGGAUCCGGGAGUUACCUUGUAUGUGAUUCGCUACCGCUCGGCUCGCCACCUAAUCAUGAACGCUGUUUGAGAAUAUAUUUUCAAUUGCAUGCCGGACAUAUCAUUCCUUAACUACCUGAAACGGGAGGUAUCGUCAAUAAACUGCGUUGUGAAG
Pollicipes pollicipes is the source of this 2849-nucleotide messenger RNA. Its product is annotated as protein Hook homolog 3. Gene Ontology annotation, molecular function: dynein light intermediate chain binding; microtubule binding. The coding region runs from base 141 to 1685 and encodes 514 amino acids. The transcript has 14 exons. The record is from RefSeq and is a predicted model, not a curated record. NCBI's taxonomy places the organism in Eukaryota, Metazoa, Arthropoda, Thecostraca, Pollicipedomorpha, Pollicipedidae. Gene Ontology annotation, cellular component: centrosome; cytoplasm. Gene Ontology annotation, biological process: cytoplasmic microtubule organization; cytoskeleton-dependent intracellular transport.